This is a messenger RNA of Saccharomycodes ludwigii, 2058 nucleotides long. Its product is annotated as MFS transporter. The record is from RefSeq and is a predicted model, not a curated record. Gene Ontology annotation, cellular component: membrane. The transcript has a single exon. Gene Ontology annotation, molecular function: transmembrane transporter activity. Bases 1 to 2058 code for a protein of 685 amino acids. Lineage: Eukaryota; Fungi; Ascomycota; Saccharomycetes; Saccharomycodales; Saccharomycodaceae. Gene Ontology annotation, biological process: transmembrane transport.
AUGCCAGAUAUUAUUUGUAACAAAUCAAAUAUUUCGCCAUCUAAAAAUGACCCCAAAACUAUUCCUUAUAUUGAUGUUCCAACUGCUGAAGAAUUUACUAACGAAGGUCUAGAAUAUGUUACAGAACAUACGAUAGAAACAAUAUUUUCUGCCUCAGCGUCAAAUCAAGAAAUUCACCCAAAAACUAAUACUGUUACUUCUUCAAAUGAUAGCUGUGCUAAAUAUUUAAGAAAAGAUUCAUGCUCUAGCUCAAUAGCCAUUGAAGAAGACAGAGAAGACGAAGAAGAAGAUGAAGAUGAAGAUGAAGAUGAAAGAAAUAGUCCAUAUUUCAGAUGGUAUACAGAAAACUUAAAAUUACAUUCUGAAUUCAAGUGGUAUCAAAGACCAACAACAUCAAUGUUGUAUUUUUUGUUAGCACUGGAAAUUUUAACUAAUUUCAUUACAUUAAGCCCAACUAUUAUACUUUUGACCGAGAAAAUUUGCGACAACAUUCAUAAAGAUUCUACAACAGAAAUAUGCGACGAAAGCAUUGCCCAAAAGGAACUAUCACAGAUACAGGCAAUUGGUACAAUAUUAACAGGGGUCAUUGGAUUUUUAGUUUCAGGAAAAAUGGGCGAAUUAAGUGAUCGAUAUGGUAGAAUAUUUAUUUUUAGAAUAAUUGCUGUAUUCGGUGUGUUACAACCUUUAUUGUCUAUAUUAUUUUUUCAACCAUGGGUUAAAUACAACAGAUAUGCAGCUAUAAUUGCCACAUCAAUUGGGUACUUUGCUGGCGGCAUACAUGCACUAAUUGCCAAUAGUAAUAGCUAUAUAAGUGAUAUUGUCCCACCCAAGGAAAGGACAAUUGCUAUAAGUAUUUUGAUGAGUAUUAUUUAUGGUUCAAUUGGUGCUGGUCCAUUAUUAGGCUCAACACUAAUUAAAAUCUCUGGUAACAAUAAUAUGAUGUCAUUUUAUGCUAGUUUAUUAUUUGGUGCCAUUUUUUUGAUAUUUGUUCAAUUUUUUGUCAAAGAAAGUAGACACCAUGAAGCCAGAAGAUUAUCGCAACAUGAAUAUGAGGAAAACAUUGCAAGUAAAGGUAUAAAGACACAGCAUAACCUAAUAUUUCGCAACAGUACAAGUGCUAAUAUCACCCCUUUUAAAGAAAGAAUCAAACAAUUAUUUAGUAUAUUCAGUCCAUUAAAAAGAUUAUGGAUACCUAGGACUUGUGCCGGUUCAUUAAUUCCCAGGUAUAAUGUUUUGUUGCUAAUGAUUAUAGAUGUUUUGUUUCUCUUUAGCACCGUUGCAGUGACUCCUGUGAUAGUUUUAUACAGUAUCUAUACUUAUCAUUGGGAUAGUGUUAAAUUGGGUUAUUUCAUUAGUAUUGUUGGUUUAGGUAGAGCUUUAAUUCUAUUGUUUUUUGCUCCUUUUUUGAUUAAAUUUUUAAGAGAUAAGUUGAAAUUCAGUAUUUUAACCAAUUCUAUUGAUACAAUUGAUAAAAUAUGUAUAGUUUGCUCAAGUGUAUUUUUGAUUUUAUCUAUAACCGCUUUAUUGGUGAUUAAAAGUGAAAUUGGUGUAUUUUUAUACGCAUUUUUACAGGUUUUCAGUGCUAUGAUUUCCCCAACAAUUCAAGCCAUUAUAUUGAAAUAUUCUUCGAAAAAACAUAGCGGUGGCGUAUUUGGUGCAAUUGCGUUAGUGAGACAUCUAGAUACUCUAAUUGGUCCACCUAUUUUCUUAAAAAUUUAUGCUUUGACUAUUGAUAAGAACCCUAUUUUUUUUAUUUAUUUACCAUUUGCCUUUUCCAUCUUAUUAUUUGCUCUAACUUUAUUUUUGAAAAUUGUCUACGAUCCUGCUUUACUAAGACGUCCAUCUCAAGUUGCAUUGCUUUCUAGCGGUACCGACAACUAUAGUACGGAUGCUAAUAUUAAUUUUGGUGGCACUGGUCGGAUAAACAUCAAUCACGGCUCCAAUAACUUCCAAACCGACUAUGGUAGCACUGCUAGUAACAAGAAGACAACUUCUUCAAAUGGAGACUAUCCUUCAAUAAUGGCAAGAAGACCAUCUGUAUUGAAUAGUAGUGAUUAG